CGAUAGUUUAAUGCUGGCCAGCUGGAAGCUUGUUGCUCCAGAGCACAUACACAACAAACCCUCAGACUGUGGGGAACGUCAGGUGUACCACCUGUGAAGGAGGAUGGAGGAGCUGCGAAGGUGGUGGAGCAGGUUGAUUCACGAGCCCUGGAGGGUCACUUUUCCUCUUCGCCAGACUUCAUUGGAUGCAAGAGGGCCGUAGCAGUUCAACCUGUCAGAGGACGUUCUCCAGAGGAUGAGAGGAGUGGCUAACAUUCCUCCAGAAUCCUCCUCUUCAGCCACAAGUCCUCAGAAAGAAAAAGGUGCCUCUCGCAGUGCCAGCUCAGCCUCUCAGGCCCAGCAGAGCCCCCCUCACCGGGCCCCGCCCAGCAGCAAGUCCGGGAAGACAUUCGCUAAAGAUGAACAGAGAAGGUAUGAGCGGCAGCAGACGAUACUGAAGGAUGAACUGGCCAAGAUGGCAGAAAGAGAGAGGGAGGCAGCGAGAGAGGAGCUGGUUAAAACCAUGAGCCGAGAACGACAACAAGCACGAAAGGAAGCAGAGAAGGCCAAAGAAUUGUCUGCAGAUGAGAUGGAGGCCAUGGCUCAGCAGCUUCAGAAGAAAGACUCGCAGCUGAAAGCGCUGGAUGCCUUCUACAAGGAGCAGCUGGCUCAGCUGGAGCAGAGGAAUUUUGAGAGAUUCAAGGAGAGUAAAGAUCAAUUCCACCAAGCCGCCUCCGUGACAGAAGCAAGCUUCAGAUCUCGUAACACGGCUCCUGUGUGUCCUGGCCUGCAGGCGCAGAUUUUAUCCUGCUACAAGGACAACAAAGACCAGACCUUAAACUGUUCAGACUUGGUUAAAGAAUACAUGCAGUGUAUAAAUGAUGCAAAGAAGAACCUGCUGGUCAACCAUGGAUGAAGAGUGGGAGAAAGAAGAAGAAGAAAAGUUGUAUUCCAUGGAGACUUUUUCAUUAGCCACUAUGAGUAGCGUUCGCUUUGCUCCUGCUUGGACUAAGAAGAGAGAUGAUUUGCUUUUAGCAUGCCUUGUCCAUAAACUUUUAUUAUGCUAUUUAUCUACAGUAUCAUGUGUUUCAGCACUGCACUUCUCUGCUGCAGGGAAGCUUUAAAAUGAUGGUGUGUGUUUGCUUGGUGGUGCAGGGAUACGUUCAGGGUCACUCCUCCAUCUGCCAAAGCGAGGAGUCAGUUCAUGUCCAAACCUCUGCUGCUUCUGAAGUCAUGAAAGGAACAAGGAAAAAAAAUCAGAUGUGUUCGCUGAAUGCAGUGUGUAGGAAUCAUGUUUUGAGCUUGAUCUGAGAAAAGAGAGGAUUUUUGCUUUCGAGUUUCAUGGUUUUGUAUUGUUCCAAAAACAUGGGAGAACGCUCAGGUAAUCCUGGAAUCAACUUUAACGUGUCAUACGUGUCUGAAUAAACGAGCUUAUUAAACCGUUCAUAUCAUU
This is a messenger RNA of Xiphophorus hellerii (green swordtail), 1432 nucleotides long. Its product is annotated as MICOS complex subunit mic25a-like. Bases 236 to 895 code for a protein of 219 amino acids. NCBI's taxonomy places the organism in Eukaryota, Metazoa, Chordata, Actinopteri, Cyprinodontiformes, Poeciliidae. Gene Ontology annotation, cellular component: mitochondrion; MICOS complex. The record is from RefSeq and is a predicted model, not a curated record. The transcript is spliced from 9 exons.